GUAUGAAGAAAUGUACGCGGAACGUCCGAAGCGCUCGCGUUUGUUUCUGUCAGCGCUGCUUCCGAAGUAGCACCAAAUAAACCGGAUGUUGUCUGAAUGUCAAAGAUGGCGCUCCACAUGUCACGGUGAAUUCUUAUCGAAUAGCAAGAGACAAAUACUUCUCAUGUUUAAGGACAUGGCGUACGGUGCACGGCAGCACAUUCACUAGACUUUAAGCGGUUGUUUUUAUUUAUGAAGUGAACACAAUUGAGGAGAAGAUGGCUUCCAGUUUACGGCUGUUGUUCGGACAAAUUCGACGUCCAAUUGUGGCUACAAAUCAGACGGCUCGGUGUCUGAGUCAGGCAGCCACUCUGCCAGAGCCCAGCUCGGAUGAAAACGAAGCCGUGAACCCGACCUUUGUGAACAGAAACCCCCGGAACUUGGAGCAGCUGGCCCUGGCUGUGAAGGACCGGGGCUGGAAGACGAUCUGGCCCCACCGGGAGUUCUACCACAGGUUGGAGUUUUCUCGCACCCAGCAUCAUGUGACGGCCCACGUGUUCUCCAGCAGCUCUCCUGUCCCGGUGCUUUCCUGCUCAACCAAGGAGUGGGCGCUGAAGCAGGAGCUGGCUUCCACACGCUGCGUGGCGGCGUGUCAGGCUGUGGGCGAGGUGCUGGCACAUCGAUGCCAGCAGGCUGGCAUCACCAGGAUGGUGUACAGGGCCAUUCCCUGGGCGUACCGCUCUGACGCUGUACAGUCAUUCAGGGCAGCAAUGAAAGAGGGAGGAAUCACCCUUAGUGAACCCAGAAGAAAAUACAUUAGUACCUGAAUUUAUGUGUCAUCUAUCACAUCUUUUGUUAUUUUAAAAUGUUCUCUGUAUCCCUUACUCUCUGCUCUUUUGUGAAUUAAGACUGUAUUGUUAUUAAGAUGACCAGCACUACAGUAAAUGAUGAUAUAAAAACAAAAGGAGUGAUGAAAGUAAGGUUGCUUGUCCCUGUGCUUUGUCUCUGUUAGAAGAAAACAACUUCAGGUAAUAUAUGACGGUAUGUUGGCACAGUUCAGGCCAUCACAUAGAUUACGAAACGUUGUACAAACCAAUAAAGGUGGUGGAUUAAAGCAAAAGGUGUAAAGUGCUUUUUUUUAAUGUUAAUAUGUAUAAUAUGUAAUAUAUGCAAUUAUGUUACCGCUUUUAUACAAAAUCUAAAUUUUAACUACAAGUAAAAAUUUCAAAAUGUAUCUCUUACAAUGUUUAAACUAGACUCUUUAAGCUCUGCUAUAAAAUAUACUGUUACCACUUUAAAAUUAUUUUAUCCAAAUUUUUUAAGUUCCUUGUAGUUUUUAUAGUAUUCUCUAUCCAUACUCUACUCAUUUACUACAACUUAGAAGAAGUAUAAGAAAUGUAAAGUAAAAAUACUAAUUGAAUAAGACAUAAGCACCAGUCCAACUUCCUGUAUACUAUGACACUUCAUGUUGGUUUUUAAAAUCCUCUGAGGUCGAAGUCAUUUUUGCUAUUUUUGCACGUCAACACUAUAAAGCACAAU
Molecule: messenger RNA, 1518 nt
Organism: Anarrhichthys ocellatus (wolf-eel)
Lineage: Eukaryota; Metazoa; Chordata; Actinopteri; Perciformes; Anarhichadidae
Gene: mrpl18
Product: mitochondrial ribosomal protein L18
Exons: 4
Coding region: 258-806 (182 amino acids)
Biological process (GO): translation
Cellular component (GO): mitochondrion; ribosome
Molecular function (GO): structural constituent of ribosome; 5S rRNA binding
Source: RefSeq, a predicted model, not a curated record